This is a messenger RNA of Cottoperca gobio, 2110 nucleotides long. RefSeq names its product alcohol dehydrogenase class-3-like. Gene Ontology annotation, biological process: formaldehyde catabolic process. NCBI's taxonomy places the organism in Eukaryota, Metazoa, Chordata, Actinopteri, Perciformes, Bovichtidae. Bases 135 to 1310 code for a protein of 391 amino acids. Gene Ontology annotation, molecular function: S-(hydroxymethyl)glutathione dehydrogenase [NAD(P)+] activity; alcohol dehydrogenase (NAD+) activity; zinc ion binding. The record is from RefSeq and is a predicted model, not a curated record. Gene Ontology annotation, cellular component: cytosol. The transcript has 10 exons.
GUCGUGAAGUGUUGUAAAGUCACAUCGCUGCCGCACACACAUUAAAGGAGCAGGACAAUCGUACGGUUGGGUUGGCUCAUCAAAACAAACGUGAGAGACACGGGAAUUUAAUUAGUAAACAACAUCACCCAACAAUGUCAACAACAAAUGUGAUUAAAUGCAAAGCAGCUGUUGCAUGGGAGCGUGGGAAGCCCCUGGUCAUUGAGGACGUGGAGGUGGCUCCACCCAAAGUCCAUGAAGUCCGCAUCAAGAUUGUUGCCACGGGCGUGUGCCACACAGACUGGGAAUACCUGACUGGAAAAGGGAUGAAGUUUAGACCAUUCCCAUUAGUUCUUGGCCAUGAAGCUGCAGGGAUAGUAGAGAGUGUCGGUCCGGAAGUCACCAAAUUCUCACCGGGGGACAAAGUUAUUCCUCUUUUUCUACCUCAGUGUGGGGAAUGUGAUCGAUGUCAGAGUCCUAAAACAAAUCACUGCCGGAAGAACUGGGCACACACACAAAGGGGUGUAAUGGCUGAUGGCACAAGCAGGAUAACUCACCAGAGCCAGCAGGUGUACCAGUUCCUUGGCGUCAGUUCUUUCUCCCAGUACACUGUGGUUCCAGAUACAUCACUUGCAAAGAUACCAAGUAAUGCUCCGCUAGACAAAGUGUGUCUACUCGGCUGCGGCGUCUCCACUGGUUAUGGUGCUGCUCUUAAUGCAGGCAAGAUUGAAAAAGAUUCCUCUUGUGCCGUGUUUGGGCUCGGAGCUGUUGGACUGGCCGCCAUCAUGGGAUGCCAGGCUGCUCAGGCUAAAAGGAUCAUCGGGGUGGACAUCAACCCCGACAAGUUUGAGAAAGCCAAAAUGUUCGGAGCCACUGAAUGUGUCAACCCCCAAGAUUAUAGCAAGCCCAUCCAGGAUGUUCUGGUGGAGAUGACAGAGGGAGGGGUGGACUGCGCUCUGGAGUGUGUUGGGAGUCCAGUUAUUAUGAGCGCUGCGCUCGAGUCUACAAAAGAUGCCUGGGGCACCUGCGUCAUUGCUGGGUGGUCGGAGACUGAAGCGAUGAGCGUCAAUGUAGAAAAGAUCCUGAUGGGACGCACCUUGAAGGGAACUUACUUUGGAGACUGGAAGAGUGUGGAUGGUGUGUCUAAACUGGUGGAAGACUACAUGAACAACAAGCUGAAGCUGGACGAGUUUAUCACCAACAACCUCCCGCUGGACCAAAUCAAUGUGGCCUUUGAACAUAUGAAGAUUGGGAAAGGCAUCCGUACUGUAAUCAGUCUGUGGCCAGAGGAGGCUUCAGAUACAGUGGCUACAUUGAAGAUGAAUCAGUGACAGUCAGUGUCCUUGUAAAGAUAGUUUGCAUACAGCUCUGCAGUGUGUUUGUGAACAUCUCAAUGCUCCUUUUCUAAAGAUAUUGACAAUAAAACCAGUACCUUGCUUGACUUUGUAGCAAAUUGGCCACUAGAUGGCAGUCUUAUAUCAUUUAAAAGUCCACGUGUGUGUCCAUGAACACCAGAUAACUUUUUAAAUACUUUUUUUUACCUGCAAGGGAUUCUGUAUUUGUAUUUAGAUUAAAUUCUGAGUUCUUUUGUUUCUUGUUUAGCACAGACUUGAUCAAAAGGGAGAAAAAACUCCACAGAAUCUUAGUGUAAAAGGAUUCCUAAUGUAAUUCACACACAUAUAUAAAAAGCAUCAACAACAAGACAAAUUCUCUGUGCAUCUGUCAUACUUGGCAGCUGUACAAUACUUCUGGUCCUGAUAUCAAUGUGACGUGAUAGAAUUAAAUACCCUUGUAUACAAGAUGGGGGUAAAAGUCACAGGAAACAAAUGGCUGAAUUUGUCAUCAUCCAUGAAGAAGUAUCUGCUUCAUGUGGUCAGGCGUACCAAAUUUCGUCCUUGGUAAUAUUAGAUAUUGAUUUAAUGGGGAGAAGGGCUAAAAUAACAGUUGUGGGCUGUCAGGACAGAAGACAAAAGGUUGUUUGGGGAAUGCCUCUCGGUGCAGAACUGAAAUAGCUGUCGAAGGAAUUUGUUUUAUUGAAGUUCCAUUCAGAUCAAAUGAAUACCUUUGGCAGUUCCCUCCGCUUUUCUGUCUUUAUUUAAAAUGGAAAAUAAAUUGGUGUUCUUCUUCUUAU